This is a messenger RNA of Ectocarpus siliculosus, 3474 nucleotides long. Lineage: Eukaryota; Phaeophyceae; Ectocarpales; Ectocarpaceae. The record is from the annotation of a GenBank genome assembly.
AUGAUGCCCGAGUUGUAUUCGCCGGGAGGAAGCAGCGUUUUUUCGGAUGGCAGCUGCUCGACCGCGCCGUACGGGAGGGGUGGCUCCUCUUCCGGUUGGUGCGGGUCUUCUUGGGACGGGAGCGAUCACGAGAGCGGGGGACAAGGGUCGGCCGACUACGAGGCCGCCGCGCAGCAGCAACGCGAGCGCGGCGGCGGGGUCGGCGGUGGUGGCGGCAUGGGGCAUGUCCCGCUGUCGUCCGUAGCAGCAGCAUCAGCAGCAGCAUCAGCAGGAGGGGGCGGAGGAGGAGGAGGAGGAGGAGGAGGCUAUAGCUCGGCGUCGAGCGGCUGCACUAGCAAGCGGGCGAAGCUGACCUCGCGGUCCCUCACCAGGCUGGGCGAUGAGCCCGCGGUGAACGGCUCCGGGGUCGGGGUCGUGGGCAGCAGCGCCGGCGCCAUGGACAUCGGCGGUGGCAGCACGAGCGACGGCCGCGCCCGCGCGCGCGACGGCUUCCUCAAGGGCCGGGGGAUGAGCCUCGACGGCGGCGGCGGCGGAAGGCGCGGCCACUUCGAACAAUCCAUGUCCCACUCCACGGAGGAGUGGCGCGCCAUGUCCAAGGCCGCGAGGGUGCUCGGGGUGGACUCGCUGGAGGAGAGGGACGUGGAGGACCAGCGCCGCGCGUCCAGCGUGAAGGCGGCUCAGAUCCUGGGCGUGGGGGUGGAGAACGUGGCCGAGCUGCAGCAGAACGCGAACGCGGCCCGAGAUCGGCACUGGGCGCCACCCCGCAGCAGCGCUUCCAAGGCGGCGCGCAUGUUGGGCGUCUCGGAUGUGGACGACCUCGAGGACGGGGAGGGGCGACGGGGGCGGAAGGCAACCACGAACAAGGACAGGCGGCUGGCGCGCUCCCGGUCCGUGUCUUCGCGGGGCGCGAGAGGGAGCUCCGGCUCCAAGGCUACUCGCGGGCAGGGCACCAUUUCCUCGCUCAUCCGCGCCCUCGAGAUCAACGGAGGCACGGCGACCGGCAGCACUAGCCAGACCGGGUCGAGCGACAACGGCAGCAGCAGCGUCGGUGACAACGGCAGCGAGGACCUGCACCAGAUCAAGAAGGGGCUGGGCAAGCAGCAGGAGACUGGGAGCAACCGGAGCACGCGGGCGACCGAGUCGUGCAGCAGCCCCGAGCUCUCCGACGACAGCCAGCUAGCUGGCUUGCAGACGCCCGGAGCCUCGUCCUCGUCCGAGGCGGGGCCGGGGGGACUCCGUGGCUUCAGCAGGCACAACCGCGACGACGAUAUGGACAUCGAGACCCCCCCGUCGCAGCCCCGCUCCGCGCCCGUGGCCUCCCUGCGGAAGGCGUCAGCGCCGCUGCUGGCCCCGUACACCCCGUCGCUGACCCCGGCUUCCUCGGCGGGGGCGGCGGUGACCGCGUCGCCGUCGCCGGACAUGGGCCCGGGCCCGUCUCCGUCCGGGUCGCCUUCUAUCCCGACGCCCCAGCGGCAGCAGCACCAGCAGCACCAGCAGCACCAGCAGGUUGCUCGGCACGCUUCGGACUUCGCCUUGAACGAGGGCGUCGAGUGGCGUUCCCCGGUGUCGGCCGUCGCGGAGAGAAAGAACGGGGCUGGUUCGAUGUCCGCGGAGAAGGGUGGUGGGCGCGUGGCGCGCGUCAGUGAGGUCCUCGACGAUUCUCCCUUGGUGGCCUCAUCUGGGAACGGCGGCCAGGGCUGGCCCAGGGAUUGGAGCGCGGCGGCCGCCGGCACCGCGGCGAUCACCGCGCCGCAUCAUCCGCACCAGCACCAGCACCAGCAACGCCGCUCCUCUUCCGCUCCAAUGGACCAACAGCGUGCCUCUCGGACGGCGAGUGCGAUGGGCCCGGUCGACUUCAGGCUACCGGACCCGGUUCCGUCUUGGGCGGAACAACGGGCCUCUGUCGGUGCUGUCAACACGGCCGCCGGAUGCAAGGAGUCGAGGCCCGAGGUGUGGCCCGAGCACAAGCAGGUAUCCCCCGUCGUCCCACAGCUCGUGAGAGGGGGGCGAGAGCUCCCGCUUCCCUCGAUGCUAGCAAGCGCUGCGGCGGCGGAGGAGAAGAUGGGCGGCAGCGGGGGCUCCGGCGACGUCGCGAGUGGUUACGGGUAUCCCCUGACCACCGUCGGCGGCAGCGACAGCUCCGGCGAGAGCGACAGCGCAUGCGACACGUUCCCGGACCAGAUGGACGAAGGGGAAGGGCCGGCAGCCUCCAGCGCCUACGAGGCGCUCGCCGCCAUGAUCCCCGUCAUCAACCCCAUGGGCAUCCCGCGGCACCAGCACGGGGCGGGAGGACCGGCGGCGACGGCCGCCGCCGCGGGGCAGCAGCACGUGAAGCUGGAGGUAGUCCAGGGCCGUGGUGGCGCGGCGGCCACGGCAUCCGCGAACGCCCCUCGCUCGAAGGUGCCAAAGCCCAAGCAUCGCCCGCGGGGCGGCGGCGGAGGCGUUGAGGUACCGACGAAGGGGGAUGUUUGGGGCGAGAACGUAUCCAGGUUCGGCGGUGGCGAUGACAGGAGUAGCGCCCUGAAGGGCAACGGGCGGAAGGUCGGCGGGGUGGGCGGGUGCGGUAGCGGCGCGAAGGUGCCCCAGGGUAGCGGCGGCGGCGUCGACGACGGGGGGAGAUCAACGUCUGCGGCCGGUGGUGGCGGGGGAGGCAUCUCGACCCCAAAGCAGCGGGAAGUGGCGACCCGUCCCCGGGAGAAGGGCAGGUUUGUGAAGCGCGCCCCGGCGUUCUUGCCGAUCUCGGCGUUUAAGCCGCCGUCGGACAGGAGCGAGGCGGACGCUGCGGCGGAGGCGGCGGAGGAGGCGCGCCGGAAGGCCGACGAGGCUGCGGAGGUUGCCGCUGCCGCCGCCGCUGCCGCCGCGAUUCAGCGGGGAUUGAACAAGGCCAACUCUUCGUCUUCAUCGUCAUCGCCGACGCCGCCGUCAUCAACGUCGACUUCCAAGAUGAUGCUGCCUCCCGCGGCUGUCGGUAGGGGCGAUAAGGCAAAGGAGCACGCCGGGUCAUGGAGCCCCGUAACCGGAGGGGGAGGGGAAGGUAACUUCGCCGGCGGCGCCGGCAGCAGCAGCGCCGGCGCCGGCAGCCACGCGUGCAGAGACGCUAGCGUGAGCAGCGACUGCGGGAGCGAGAAGUGCGGAAGCGAGGGCGGCGGCGACCUCAAGGGGAUGGCGUUCUUGCCUCCCAGCCCCAUGGACCGAAACUCCCCCGGAGGCGGCCCGGGCCUCUCCUCGGCGGCGUGGGACAGCCCCAGCCCGAGACGGAGCAACGGCGGCGGCGGUUUCAGUGGCGGCGGAAUAGGUUCCACCGCGUCUUCUACCCCGUCCUCGGGGAGGCGCGUAGGCGGCGGCGGGAAGAGUUCCGGUUCGUUCUCCCCGCGGGGGGGGGGGAGGGGGGAGGGCGGCGCGGGGCUCCUUUUCGCGCCCCAGCUUUCGGAUGUGCCGAUGUUGUCCGCGGGAAAUGGGGGGCACCGUGCGUAA